GUAACCCACUCUAUUCGGGAGCGUGAUUCCAAGGAAUUGUGUGAGAAGCGUUGAUCUUACUGCUCGGAACCACGUGCCAGGCUAUCAUCGCAGUUUGCCGAUAGCCAGUGUAAACGUGUGGCCAAACUGCUUCCAAGAUUCAGCUACUUUGAUGUUCUGGGAACCUUUUACGGUAGGAAACGGAAGUAGUGAACCACCGGUUUUCAUAUUAGUUAGCUGCACCAAUAGUUUCGUUACGAACCAUUGAAUGAAACCUAAUCAUUCAUCGCAGAGUACGGCACAGUGAUUCGUAGUGAUAAAGGUACCAAUAACACCUGUACAAAAGAGGAAAAGAAUACUAUUUUCAAAGGCUUUACAGAAUCUGGCUACACGCACCGAAGAGAUGAUAGCUAGUACCGAAAGGAAUGCAGGCACAACGUGUACUUCUGAUACUCUAGAACACACUCGAAUCUCGUCCUAGCGCACAUUUUUGUAGUGAAAAACCUGAAUAAAUGUAGAGCCAAUUUCUACACAAAGACAAGCGAUAUCGUGCAUGUGCAUUCCACACUUCCUCAUAGAGCUAGUGGUCGGUAAGCAAAUCCACUGAUUUCUACAUCAACGACAGCAGGUCCUUGCCAAAUAAAAUGGAACGAAAGUUGCUGUAUGCAUUUCGAGGAUGGAUUGCGUUCGUUGCAUUCAUGGACCUGGGCACGGCCUUUCGUUGCUACAUUGAACGUCGGAGCUUUCUUGGGGACCAUUCGGAAACACAAUUUAUAGAAGGAGACUAUACAAUUUCUAGGAUAUUGGGAAUUUACUGCAUUCUGAAAGCCGUUGCCUUAGUUCAUUGCACGCUAUACAUACACUACAAACCAGUCGUCAGCAUGGGCGGCUGUUCACUGGCGAUUACUAUGAUGCUCUACAUUACCGAGGCCUUGUACUUCCGCUCUACAACGCUUAAUUUUUACGUUAUUUUUCCGUGCGUUCUAAACUCGAUAACACUGAUGGGAUUGCUGUAUAUUCCUCGGAAGCUGCGACUUUGGGAACAUCGAAACGGUUCCGAUAACGAUGAUGAAAACUCACAGUUACUCAAGCAAAUGGGUGGCUUUAAGAAGAGGCGGACACAUAAGAACAAGACACCGUGAACGUUGUGAAUAAUUAAAUGGUAGUAAAACACGUUCUUGUACUAUUCAAGCCUCAUUAAUAUUUUGCUUAAAAUUAUGUCCACCUCCGUCAAUUGUUUGUUCUACAAAAAGUUGGUGCCACAAGAAAUAAGUACCACUAUCCCUAGACAUGUUAGUCAUAUCAAAAAGUAGUUUUUACAUUCCCACCCCACCAUCUUGAAAAAAUCACGGUAGUAAAAAUUUGAAGAUUUCGCGCAGUUGUCGAAAUAAAUUCCUCAUAAAACACUUUUCAAAGAGUACCACCUACGCCACUUCCUUUUCAAUCUACAGGUAAAACUACGUCAUUUGAUAACAUAUUUUCUGCGACAAAGAUUCGGAUACUAAGAUAAGAUCAGUCCAGUAUUGUCCAACACCAUCAUGUAUCCCGUAUCAGGUUCACUUUAUUGCAUGAGCUCAAAAGCUCAAUGAAGGGAGAACUAGUUCGGUGGAGACCGUCGGUAACAAAUAACAUACGAUACACUUAAUACUUAAGCAUAUUUUUCUAUAUAUUCUACCGAUCGUUUUAUUAAGGUGCGCCGCACGGCUCACCCACACGUAGCAGUUAACUGAGAGUAUAAGGAGAGUGCUGCAAAGAUAAUUGCUAAUGUUUUUGAUAAUUAAGAAAACACAAUGUGAAUGCAACAGCUUUAAUACACUUAUAACUUGAUUAACCCAGAUAAUAUUAAUAAUAUUCAGCAAACUAGUGCACCAAGCCAGAAAAUAUAGCGAAAAAGACAAAAAAGUGUCACUGCAUGUUUCAUGUUGUCUGUUGGAAGAUAACUUGAAAAUCAAAUAGUCGCGAAAACCCUUACUCACGUAAUGCGUUUCGUGCCAUUCAAAACAAUGUGGGUGAAUAAUAAAUUGAUAAAAAUUAUUCCCAUUUAAAACAUGUAAUCACGAAACACAACUUUUCAGAAUUAUGAGAAUAAGUUAUGCUGUUGAACGUUGCGUUUACGUCACGCGAGCAACAGUUUGUAGGGCAUAGAUAUUUACUGUCGGCAUAGUUAUAAAACGUUGCCUUAUUCAAAAUACAAAGCAAAACUGUCAC
Messenger RNA from Anopheles bellator, 2187 nucleotides. RefSeq lists its product as uncharacterized. The record is from RefSeq and is a predicted model, not a curated record. NCBI's taxonomy places the organism in Eukaryota, Metazoa, Arthropoda, Insecta, Diptera, Culicidae. The coding region runs from base 624 to 1121 and encodes 165 amino acids. Gene Ontology annotation, cellular component: membrane; endoplasmic reticulum. Gene Ontology annotation, molecular function: protein-macromolecule adaptor activity. The transcript has 5 exons.